CCAGACAGCGCCGGCUUGGAGUUUCUGUAAUGCGGCUGUGGGUUGAUCACAAGUAGAGAGAGAACAGCAAGAGAAGAAGUUAUUUGCACAGCAAAUCUUGCAGGACCCAGAGGACGCCAUGUUUUCCCUGUCAGAGCUAGCGCCUCUGAAUCAGCAUCAGAACAGGUCUAAACUGCUGAAGCCCUGGUGGGAGGUCUUUAUGGACUACCUGGUGGUCCUGAUGUUGAUGACAUCUGUCCUGGCUUGUACGGAGCAGCUGUCCAGGGACCGAGUAGUGUGCAUUCCUUUGGAUUCAACUACAAACACUAGUGAUCACAGUCACUCAAAAAGUGCCAGUGUGGGACUGUCUCCAUCGUCACAGCCUCAAAUACACCACGCACACAAAAUCGGCCCAAAUCUUCACUCUGCACCUCGGGGUCGGCGCACGCACUUGGUGUACCAGCAGUACAUUUAUAUUAGCCAGGUGUGCUACCAUGAAGCUUUGCCUUUGUCCUCCCGCUUCUUCCCUUACAUGGCCUUGCUUCAGUCCCUCGUCCUGGUAGCCAGUGGCUCCUUCUGGCUCCACUUUCCCCACACCUCAUCCCGCAUAGAGCAGUUCCUAUCCAUCUUGGCAAAGUGCUGUGAGUCACCCUGGACAUCUCAGGCCCUGUCUCAUGCCGCCCGCCAAGAGAGCAUCCAGGAGAUGGUGGAGGAGGGAAGACGAGCACAACAACCACACCACCGAACUUCCACUUCCCCGACAGUGACCCACACAAGACACUCGAGCAUAGACUCGGGCACAGACAGCCCACUUUUAAAGAGGAUAGACAGCGCAUUUGCCACCCCUCCAUCCCCUUGUCCCUCCACACUGUCCUGUAACUCCACUGUGUCUUGUGUAUCUCUUGACUCCCGGGAGCAACUUCCUUCUUCCAGCCCAUCAGUAAUGGCUGACAGCCACAGCCAGGUAAUCAGUCUGGAUAAAAGUGAUGGGGAACAGGCGAGGGCGCUGUUUGAAAGGCUCAGGAAGUUUAGGUCCCACUGUGAAAGCUCAGCUGUCAUUUGUAAGGUCUACUUGGCUCAGACAGUUUUCAAACUCCUGAUUGUAACACUGAUUAUGAGUUACACAGUCCCUCUUCUCGGCUCCCUGUCCUUCAACCACACCUGUCACCCUGAGGAGUGGGCCCUGGUGGGCUACGCCACCUUCGAGUGUAUCCACGUGCUCUCCUCACUUCUCCGCAAACUGCUGGCGGCCUACCUGACCUUACUGGGCCUGUAUGGUCUGCUUAAUUUUUACACUCUCACCUGGAUUUUAAGCAGCUCUCUGCAGCAAUAUUCCUUCCAUUCACUGAAAGAGCUGAGCUCCCUGAGAGAUUUUCCUGAUCUGAAGAACGACCUGGCCUUUCUUAUACACAUGUUAGACCAGUACGACCCUCUGCUGGUCCAGCGUCUCUUUGUGUUUUUGUCGCCUGUCAGUGAGAGCAGGCUGCUGGAGGAAAGCUUAGAGAGGCGCUGGGGGGAGGAGAAGCUGCACGCCAUGAUCAGCGUGGAUGCAGACGGCCGCUCCAGGCUGCAGCUGGUGGCCCUGCCUCGCCUUCCUCCAGCCCUCUUCACUCUCAGCCAGCUUCAGGUCCUCAAACUGGAGCUCAUCGCAGACACCAGGUUUACUGCACACAUGACCAGCAUGACCUCACUCAGGGAGCUGCACCUCUACCACUGCACAGCAACUGUGGAUCCCAGCGCGCUUGCCUUUCUCCAGGAACGUCUAGAAGUCCUUCAGCUUACCUUUACUCAGGCAUCAGAGAUCCCCAGCUGGGUCCUGUCCUUGCGAGGCCUUCAUGAGCUUCACCUCUCUGGUCGCUUAGCCAGUGACGGUGGGGUGGGCCGUAGCUGGGCACUGGGGAGCCUACGCCAGUUGCGACACCUACGUGUGCUGGUGAUUCGAGGCAUGUUGCAGCGGAUCCCCGGUGAGCUCUGUGAGGUGGCAAGCAACUUGGUGAGACUGGAGAUCCAGAAUGAGGGCACGAGGCUGCUUGUGCUGAUGGGCCUGAAGCGGAUGGUUUACCUGACAGAGCUGCAUCUGCAGGAUUGCCAGCUGGAGCGUUUACCCUCUGCUCUGUUAGCACUGACCAACCUCCGGGUGCUUGACCUGCAGCACAAUAACCUGAUGACUCUGGAGGAGCUGCUUAGUCUGGCUCACCUUCGUCGUCUCUCUUGUCUUAGACUUGCUUACAACCGUGUUUUGGUACUGCCGGCCAGCGUGGGUGUGCUUAGAGGCCUCGAGCUCUUGGAUCUGUCAAACAACCAGCUCCAGAGCAUUCCUCCAGCGCUCUUCACUCUUCGACGCCUUCGGAGGCUCCUGCUUGCCGGUAACCUGCUGGAGGAGCUCCCUGCUGAGGUGAAGGCACUGCAGCUGCUCACAGAGUUGGACCUCAGUGGGAACAGGUUGGAGAGGCUACCCACUGAGCUUUUCAAUUGCUGUUUGGAGUUGCGCACCCUGAAUAUGUCUCACAACUCUCUUAGCUUCUUACCCAGAGAGAUUGCAGCUCUAAGUCAACUGUGCAGGCUGGACUUGCGCAGCAACAAUCUGGAAGAACUGCCUGCUGAACUGGGCUGCUGCUCAGGGCUGCAUGGAGGUGGUCUCCUGGUGGAAAACUGGCUCUUUCUUUCUUUGCCACCGCAUGUCAGAGACUUCCUGAGCCGCUCUUACACCCCAGGUGGUGCGCACACAGAGGAGCAUUCCAGGCCCGAGUCUGACAGUUUUCCCUACUUCUCUCCUACACAGUGGAGCUUCUCUUCUGCUCUGGAAUCACAGAUAUAAGGACAACAGCUAUCAGACUGGUGACAUAAUAAAAUAAAAGCACUGAUGGAGUUUCUUACAAUUUAGAAGGUUGUUCUUCAACUACUGCAUCAGGCAAAUUCUUCACCAAUCUGCCCUUAUUGUCCAUUUUGUUUUUAGAAAAUGCAGAACUAACAGAUGGACUGCUUUGUAUUGCAUUGAAAAAUAUUUCUGGAAUAUUUUUGAAUAAGAACAUCUGUGAUGAACGCAUAAAUUGUGAGUUAAAAUCGAAUGAGUGUGGACAUCUCCAUUAAUAUAUUUAAAUAACACUACUUGUCAUUCUGUAUUUGUAGUUUUCCUAUUAAAGAAUGUGAGAUUUUAUAGAUGACAGAGCAAUAAAAUGUAUUCUUUUGUAAAGAUUUCUGCAGAUCUGCAGAUACUUCCUGAUUGCUUCCUGUAUAAAAGUAUUCUUCAAAGUAUUAUGAAAGCUGAGACCUGAUGCCAGUGUAUCCAUGUUGGAUAGUUGGAAAUACUGAUACUUCUCGUUAUUAAUACAGUUACCGUAUUAUCGGCCUUUGGCGCCCCGUUUGUUAUUCGUAAUUCUGAUUUUAAUAAAAGGUU
Messenger RNA from Pundamilia nyererei, 3376 nucleotides. Its product is annotated as volume-regulated anion channel subunit LRRC8D. The coding region runs from base 119 to 2797 and encodes 892 amino acids. Gene Ontology annotation, cellular component: cytoplasm. The record is from RefSeq and is a predicted model, not a curated record. Gene Ontology annotation, molecular function: protein binding. Lineage: Eukaryota; Metazoa; Chordata; Actinopteri; Cichliformes; Cichlidae. The transcript is spliced from 6 exons.